Messenger RNA from Paramuricea clavata, 6932 nucleotides. The record is from the annotation of a GenBank genome assembly. NCBI's taxonomy places the organism in Eukaryota, Metazoa, Cnidaria, Anthozoa, Malacalcyonacea, Plexauridae.
GGUUCAAAUGCUAGCUGUCAACUAUGAGCUAAUGGAGAUCGUCAUCGGAGUUGUCUUGGACAAAACUAGUAGUUUCGUGGGAGGUACAGUGCAGUAAAGACCGUUUUCAAUUUCGAUUCCUCGACGUGCAGCAGACUUGUAGCAAUGCUGUUCCAACAACUUGUCGACAGGAUAUGUUCGUACUGCUUGUUCCCAGCCUGUUGAACAAUUGCUACAAGGUUGUUGAGCUCAACAGACUUGUCCCAACAACUUGUUAUCUUCCUGCAAUUCAACAAUUUGUCAACAAGUUGUGAGUGACAACCUUGUAGUAACUUGAUAAAAUGACAGCAUUGUUACAACUUGUUGACAAGCUCGCUACAAGCCUGUUGCGAACACAUCUUGUUGACAAGUUGUGAGAUUUUGACGUGUGUACAAGUAUAUAUAUAAAAACGCACAAGUUGUUACAGGUUUGCAAACAAGUUGUUACAAAUCUGUUCACAAGCUGUCGACAAGUUGUGUUCGCAUUGCUUGUUCCCAGUUGUUGUAACAAGUUUGGAACAAGCUGUUAACAACUUGUAACAAGCUUGAUGGCAUUAUCAGGGACAAGUCUGACACAGUCAUGAUAUAACAAGAGUGUUACAAGGUUGACGACACAAGGUUGUAACAAUAUUGUUUUAUCAUGAUUGUAUCGGACUUGUUGGAACAACCUUGCUACAAAUCUGAUAAUACCUUCUCGAAUUCAUUAAUAAUUCAUGAGCAAUUCAGCCAAUGAUAAUCACCUAUUUGAUCACAAGAUGCCAUUUGGAUAACCCGGUGAAACUUGAUGAAAAUCACUAGUGUUUUCAUCAAAUAUCUUAAUUACAGUAGGCAUGCAAAAUUACUUGAAUAGAAUUCCUAAUUACGUUAUGCUUGGUUAAGAAUUCUAUUCAAAUCAGCGAACGAAAACAUUCUGUUACGUCUCGAUUCAUUUGAGAAGCCAUAUAAACAACUCGAGCUCGUGUCUCACCGGGAUAUCCAAACACUCGAAAACAAUGUAUGAAAACACGAGCGCGAACGGUGAAACACUCGCUCUCGUUGUUCAUAUAUUACAUCAAGUUUGUCACAAGUUGUUAACAGAUUGUUCCAAACUUGUUGACAACCUGGGACAAGCAGUGCGAACACAACUUGUUUGCAGACUCGCUACAAGAUGUCAGAUUUUUACGUGUGUAGUUGAGUAAAUUUUUAUUGUGCGCAGAUGACGGAACGAUGGAUUUCAGUCGGGAUGAACGCAACAAGUCAUCAAGAUUGUACUUUGUUUUACAUGAUUUAAGGUCAGUCGUUUUACCUUGUACUUUAUUGUCUACUUGAACACAGUUUAAUUAAAACACUCUCCUUCAUCAUUUAAAGGCCAUGUUACACGGUGCAAUUUUUUUUGCAACUUGCAAUGCAAUUCUACUCUGAAGAGAUGUAAAAUUGCCAAAUACGAGUCUUCAUUACACUCGCUGAUGUUUUCUCAACAUAUCGAAAAUUCUUCACUGAUUUCACUAAUUAACAUUUCUCAAGAGUAGAAUUGCAUUGCAAGUUUCAAGAAAAAUUGCACCGUGUAACAUGGCCUUAGGGCCUGUUAGAUACAUGGUUUAGACAUUGAAAAACAUUAUUGUAUUGGAUUACUAGGUAUAUUGUUCAAAACAAACCAAAUGAAUGGACUGAAAAUUUAAAAGCAAAAUUUUACAAAUUUCUCGAACUUUUCUUGUCAAUGUUCCGUCGAUUCCAGGUGAGUAUAUUGGAGAAAAUUUGUUGUUCCAGUGUUACUAAACUGUUCUUCCUCCAGUAAGGAUCUUCUCUUUUUGAUUCAGUGUUACUACAGGAGGAAACCUAAACUAUAAACUAACUUUAUUUAUACUGGGUAGCUCUAUAAGUUCUAAACUGUUCUUCCUAAAGGCCCAGUAAGAAUAAUCUCUUAUUGAUCCAGUGUUACCAGUUACCACUGGAGGAAACCUAAACUAAACUAACUUUAUUUAUACUGGAUAGCUCUCAGUUCUAAACUGUUCUUCCUAGAGAUCCAGUAAGGAUCAUCUGUUAUUGACCUACUGUUACUACAGGAGGAGACCUAAACUAAACUAACUUUAUUUAUACUGGAUAGCUCUAUCAGUUCUAAACUGUUCUUCCUAGAGGUCCAGUAAGGAUCAUCUCUUAUUGAUCCAGUGUUACUACAGGAGGAAACCUAAACUAAACUAACUUUAUUUAUGUUGGAUAGCUCUAUCAGUUCUAAACUGUUCUCCCUAGAGGUCCAGUAAGGAUCAUCUCUUAUUGAUUCAGUGUUACUACAGGAGGAAACCUAAACUAAACUAACUUUAUUUAUUCUGGAUAGCUCUAUCAGUUCUAAAUGGUUUCUUAAAGCUGAGUAAAGGCUUCCCAUACUAAUGACGUAUUCUUUUCGUAUUUCUAAAAGGGUGUGGGUAUGUUGAAACGUGCAACUGGAAUCCAUGUUGAAAUGGAACCAGAAUGGCAUCGUGACUAUGAUUUUGAAACGCGUCUUACAGUAUUGGUGCCUCUUAUAACAAGAUGGUGCGAAAGUGACGUAAGAAGUUUUAUAUAAUAACUACAGUGAAACACGCAAUUUGAUUGGUCAAUUGCCGUGCGGGAUCAGGCUACCCUGCACGAGGAAUUAAAUGCCUUCGCGGGAUUUUCGCGGGAUUCUCAAAAUGUCAUUGUUUCACUGUGGUUAUUUUAUAAAACAAUUACCAAAUGGUUUUCCACGCAGGAUAGCGUGAUCCAUGCACUUGGGAUGUUGUUCGACUUUCGGAAAGCGUAAAAAUACACUUGUCUGCGGCUCGAGUAAUUUUACGCUUUCCGAAAGUCUCGCGACAUCCCUCGUGCAUGGAUCACGCAAUCCUGCACGGAAAACCAUUCGGUAUUCCUUUAUUCCUGGACAAGUUUCCCCUUGACAAGUUUUGGUGCUUGCCGCCUUUUGUUUGCCAAAACCAUUGAAAUAUUUCUUAGAAAAGUACGGCCUGACACAAAAGUGGCAUUUUGCCUGGUUGUUCAGUCCAGAAUCUGGACUGAGCGCUGAUUGGCCGAUUAGACAAACGAUUUUUAAAUCUGUCAUUUGAUUGGCUGGUGCUAAUUAGAUUAUACUAUUGUUGUUGAUAUAUUUUAUAACGAUCACAACUACAAUUAUAGCCGACCCACUAAACGGCUGAAUUUAAAUUAAAACUGCAGUAAAAUUAGAAAAUAAUCGCAAAUUAGCGAAAUAUAUUGCAAAUGUAGCUUAUAUUAAAUCGCCAUCAGAUUGCACUAUCGACUGACGUAUAGUUAUAAAGUAUACUUAAUAUAUAUAUAUAUACUUUAUAAUUAUACGUCACUGUUGAUAAAUACGGCAAGCGCCAUGUAAAGCUCAUUGUAGUCACUGAAACCUCUGCGGAGGAGAGAGCAAUCGGGUGGCGAUUUAAUAUAAGCUACAUUUGCAAUAUAUUUCGCUAUACUCAGGUUAUCACAGCUUGAAAGAGCAUCACAAAAUUAGUAAUAUUCCAAAGUUUCGUUGCAAAAUGUUGUAAAAUGCGGAUAAUAUAUAGCCUUGCGAAGUUUGCAAUUUUCAGUCAUUUUAGAUUACAAACGCGGGAAAUGGUUACCACUUCUGUGCGUAAUACAUAAUGACUGAAAAUUACAAACUUCGCAAGGCUAUAUUAUCCGCAUUUUACAACAUUUCGCAACGAAACUUUGGAAUAUUACUAAUUUUGUGAUGCUCUUUCAUGCUAUGAUGGAAUUUUGUCUAGACUUGUUUAGAUCAAAAUUUUGGUUAAUUAAAAAGCUCACUCACACUCACACUCAAUGAGUGGAGGUUCACUCUGAGCUUCUCUUGAGUGUCAUUGCUGUUUUUGAAUAGCUGGAGGGCUAGUGUCAUACCUUACUAUGUGACCACUCACCCUCCAGCUAUUCAAAAACAGCAUUGACACUCAGGAGAAGCUUAGAUUGAACCUCCACUCAUUGAGUGUGAGUGAGCUUUUAGAAUACGGGCGUAGCCGUAAGUAAUGAUUGGGACUAAAUAAUGAGUUUGUUAAUUAGCAAACCAUCUUUGCUUUUAGGGUCAGAAAUUAAUGUUAAAGUUCUUUUUCAGAGAGAGGUUCUAGACAAGUCUAUUACACUUACGUUGGAUUGUUUAAAGGAAAUCCGAAAAUGUACAAGCCCAACAAAACUCAAGAAUCAUUCCGGUUAGUUUAGACUGGCUUCGAUCGGAUGAGACCAUAACAUCGACAAAUCUUUUUAUGUUAUAUCAUACCAUAGGCAGCCCAAAACGGCGUGUAGAAUGCACCAAUAAUGCUUCCAAAUGUCAAUUUGCAUUAAGCUCGCCCCAUUCCUUUGUCAUUUGUCGCGCGCCGCAAGCACUCAAUUUGAAAAGCAGUGUUGAUAUAUAUAGAUUAUACCUAUAUAGGUAUAAUCCAUACCUAUCUGCAGUGUUGCCUAUCUAUACCUAUACCUACCUGCAGUAUAGGUAUAAUCUAUAUAUACCUGCAGUGUUGAUAUAGGUAUAAUCUAUAUCAACACUGCUUUUCAAAUUGAGUGCUUGCGGCGCGCGACAAAUGACAAAGGAAUGGAGCGAGCUUAAUGCAAAUUGACAUUUGGAAGCAUUAUUGGUGCAUUCUACACGCCGUUUUGGGCUUCCUAUGAUCAUACAAGCCGAUAUCAGGAUGUGUUCGCACUGCUUGUUCCCAGUUGUUGCGACAAGUCUGGAACAAGUUGUUAUCAGCUUGUUACAAGGUUGAUGACAGUAACAGACUUGCUACAAGUUGUUCCAGCGAGACUAAUACAGGCUGUUCGUAACAAGUUGCUACGCGAGCUUGUUGUCAUCAACUUGUUAACACCUUGUUACGUGCAGACGAUAUCAGGCUUGUUGGACAACUUGUUGCGAGUCUGUUGGCCUCAUCAGCCUUGUUACAAGAUUGACAACAACUUGUUCGAAACUUGUCCACAACGUAAAAACGCACAAUUGUUACAGGUCUGCAAACAAGGUGUUACAAAUCUGUUCACAAGCUGUCGACAAGUUGUGUUCGCACUGCUUGUUCCCAGUUGUUGUAACAAGUUUGGAACAAGCUGUUAACAACUUGUAACAAGUUUGAUGAUAUUAUCAGACUUGUUACAAGGUUGUUCUAACAAGUCUGAUACAGUCAUGAUAUACUGUAACAAGAAUGUUACAAGGUUGACGACACAAGGUUGUAACAAUAUUGUUAUGUCAUGACUGUAUCGGACUUGUUGGAACAACCUUGCAACAAAUCUGAUAAGAUCAACAAGCUUGUUGACAACUUGGGACAAGCAGUGCGAACACAACUUGUUGACAGCUUGUUGGCAGACUUGCUACAAGAUGUGCGAUUUUUGCAAAUGGUUAAAUGGUGAUUUUGACAAAUGUAUUCAUUCUGCCAAUCUUUUUAGAUGGUAAAAAGUCGAUGAAGGUUUACGACUUUGAUGUUUCGUCUGAGAAAGUGUCGUUGCAUAUUCCAAUCGUGCGAUUUCUAGCUGGUAAGUUUUUCUCAUUAAAUUUGUUACAGCUAUCCCUGCUAUACAGGGUGUAUAUAAAAAAUGUAUAGUCGAACUUUGGCAUAAAACCAUUGAAAAUUAACCCCCUUUGGGACUUAAGUUGAUGAAUUUCACUUCCAUAAACUACGCAUACACAUAUUCAUAAUUAUUACCAAGCAGGAAUAAAUCUUAGCUAAGCUAUACUGUAUGCAUGCAGUAUAACAGGAAAUUUCUGCAUAUAGAGAAUUUUUCGAUAAUCAUUAAAUUUAUUGUGUAAUUUCCCAUAAAGGUUUAAUUGGAUGUUGUGAGAAUCAUUCGAUAAACUUUCGAGAUGUUUUGAAAAUCAAGGUGCGUCUCGAUACUCUGAAAACAUCUUUGUUAUUUUGUAAUGCCUUGUACAAAUGCCCGAAGGAUUUCUCUUUUUGUAGAAAGACGAGGACGCUUUAUUCUACAUGGAGUACCCUUUGAAGGUUUUAGUGUUUGCUGCCCAGGUUAAAGCUGGCAUGUGGAAAAGGAAUGGAUAUUCCCUUCUUCAUCAGGUGACUGCAUUUUUUGAACUCUCAUCUUGUCUGGAAAGCAGGCGUUCGUGGACAGAAAUCACGGACAUGUCCUAUAGGGAGGGGUAAUAUUUAUGGCGGGGGGUGGCAGCAUGUCCAAUUUUGAUAGUCCUUUUCUUAUUUUGUUCCAAUGGAUGUAUUACCUAAUGAACACAAUUUUGAUCUGGACAAGUCUAGCAAGACAUCACAUGCAGCUUGAAAGAACAUCACAAAAUUAGUAAUAUUCCGAAGUUUCGUUGCGAAAUGCUGUAAAAUGCGGAUAAUAUAGUCCUGCGAAGUUUGCCGUUUUUUAGUCAUUUUCUAUUACGCGCGGGAAAUUGAUACCUUUUUUCAGAAAGCGGUACCAAUUUCCCGUGCGUAAUACAAAAUGACUGAAAAACGGCAAACUUUGCGGGGCUAUAUUAUCCGCAUUUUACAACAUUUCGCAACGAAACUUCGCAAUAUUACUAGUUUUGUGAUGCUCUUUCAAGCUGUGAUGAAAUGUUUGUCUAGACUUGUUGAGAUCGAAAUUUUGGUUGUUAGGUAAUAGGACGUCCAUUUUGAUAGUCUUUGAAAAACUCACUCGUGAAUGUUUCUUUUCCAAAUUGCACUCGGAACCAUACUAUUACCUAUACAAAAAAUUAGUGUCUGUUUAGGGCUAUAUUAAGGCUUAUUUUUUGUUUGUAUUUUCCAACGAUGCCGUCGAAUGCUAUAUUAUAAUAUAGUCAUUCAUCGUAUAUGAGCUGUUCUGCAAUCUGAUUGGUUGAAUUACUCGCCGUAUAUCAGCUCAUAUACGGCGAGUAGCGAAAAACAAGAUGGCUGUCCAAAAACUACACGAGUUUUGCGAAGCAGAAAAAAGGAAAAUAUUCGCUUUGAGAAAGAUAAUAGUACAAGGAAAAACUCUCAAAAAAAUUUGACAGGUUAGCA